CUCCUCUCUUCUACUACUCGGCCUUCUCUGUCUGCUGGCUGGUCCAUCUCGACUAUUCCACCCCCACGUCGUGUGUCACCUUCAUCCCCCGCCCUCGGAUUUCUCACCGGCGAAAAAUAUUGUGUGCCCCGUUUCCGGCUUGUGACAAGUGCGGCUGGAUAGGCAACAUCUCAGCCUCCACGAUUGCAGCUACAACUCGCGAGAAUUUGUACAUCGACGCAUGGUGCUGGAAUCCCUCUACCUCUGUGUGAGAGCACACUCGUUGAUUUCAACCACGCUCUCCCUCCAACUCACAGCCCGACUUCUACCUGGCUGUGUGCCAGCCCUCAGCCAAGAUGUCUCACGGUAAAAUGACCCUCUACAAGCUGGUGGUGCUAGGAGACGGAGGCGUGGGCAAGACUGCCUUGACAAUCCAGCUCUGCCUCAACCACUUUGUCGAAACCUACGACCCGACCAUCGAAGACUCCUACCGCAAACAAGUCCAAAUCGACAACCAAGCCUGCAUGCUCGAAGUCCUCGACACGGCGGGGCAAGAAGAAUACACCGCGCUCCGCGACCAAUGGAUCCGCGACGGCGAGGGCUUCGUCCUCGUCUACAGCAUCUCGAGCCGCGCCUCCUUCACCCGCAUCAAGCAAUUCCACCACCAAAUCCAGCGCGUCAAGGAGUCCGCCGCCCUCGGCUCCCCCACCUACCCCGGCUCGCCCAUCUCCGCCGCCUCCAUCCCCGUCCCCUCCGGCCCCGCCCCCGUCAUGCUCGUCGGCAACAAGUGCGACCGCGUGACGGAGCGCGAGGUCUCGGUGCAAGAAGGCAGCGCGCUGGCCAAAGAGCUACGGUGUGAUUUUGUCGAGGCGUCGGCCAAGAACUGCACGAAUGUGGAAAAGGCGUUUUACGAUGUCGUGCGGCAGCUGCGGCGGCAGAGGGCCAAUGGGCCUGCGUCGCGCGGUGGUGUGGGUGGAAAUAAUCAUAAUCAUCACCAUCAGCUUGCGGGCGGCUUACCGGAAGCGUCGAUUUAUACGUCGCGCACGCUAAGGCCGGCGAGAGGGGGAUAUGGGAUGAAUGAGAAGGAGGGCGAUCGGAAGCGGUAUAGGCGGGAGAAGAAGUCGAGUAAAUGCGUCAUUUUGUGAAGGAGGUGCGUGCAAUGUGGGUGAAUAUUCGACCGAUAUAGGCGGCGGCUUUGAGGGGCAGAGGAAGGCUGCGAGACUAUUCGUGUCGUGCCCUUUGGCCGGCUCACGAGCUUCACGAGAAGGAGAAGCUGGAAGAGACGGGUGAAGGCUGGUGUGUACGCACCACACGCAGUGACCGCCACCAAGACAGAAGGACGAGGGU
This is a messenger RNA of Neohortaea acidophila, 1326 nucleotides long. RefSeq names its product ras family-domain-containing protein. Gene Ontology annotation, molecular function: GDP binding; GTPase activity; GTP binding. The transcript has 2 exons. NCBI's taxonomy places the organism in Eukaryota, Fungi, Ascomycota, Dothideomycetes, Mycosphaerellales, Teratosphaeriaceae. Gene Ontology annotation, cellular component: plasma membrane. Bases 336 to 1124 code for a protein of 262 amino acids. The record is from RefSeq and is a predicted model, not a curated record. Gene Ontology annotation, biological process: signal transduction.